Molecule: messenger RNA, 789 nt
Organism: Emiliania huxleyi CCMP1516
Lineage: Eukaryota; Haptophyta; Isochrysidales; Noelaerhabdaceae
Product: putative cytochrome-c peroxidase
Exons: 1
Biological process (GO): hydrogen peroxide catabolic process; cellular response to oxidative stress; response to reactive oxygen species
Molecular function (GO): heme binding; peroxidase activity
Source: RefSeq, a predicted model, not a curated record
GUGGAUUGGGCCGCGCUGAAAGCCGACCUCAAGGAGCUCGUGAGCACCUGCGGGUGUGCUCCGAUUUUGGUGCGGCUGUCUUGGCAUGACUCUGGUACCUACCAGGCCUCUGACGGAUCGGGUGGCUCUCGAGGAGCGCAAAGGUUCCCUGAUGGCGAAUCGCAACACGCCGCGAAUGCCGGCCUCGAUGUCGCCAGAGGGAUUCUCCAGCCGUACAAGGAAAGGCACCCGCAGGUUGGGUAUGCGGACCUCUGGGCCUUGGCGGCGGUCACUGCAAUCGAGUGGGCGGGCGGGCCAGUAAUCCCGUACCGCGCUGGGCGGACGGACAUUCGCACGGCGGCCUCGUGCGUUGCAGAAGGCCGCCUCCCAGACGGCGACAGGGGCGCCAAGCAUAUCCGAACAAUCUUCUACCGAAUGGGCUUCACCGACCCCGAGAUUGUCGCUCUGAGUGGAGCUCACACCCUAGGCAAGUGCCGCGCCGACCGAUCGGGCUUCGAAGGACCUUGGACCGAGACACCGCUUCGCUUCGACACGCGGUACUUCGAGCUGCUCCUCGAGUGCGAGUGGGAGCCGUCUGAGGCGAGCACCGGGCUGCCGCAGAUGGCCUGCCCUUCCGAGCCCGAGCUGAUGAUGCUCAACACGGAUGUGGCCUUGAUCACCGACCCUACAUUCCGACAGACGACCGAGCUCUACGCAAAGGACGCGGCGCGUUUCCAUGCCGACUUCUCGACGGCCUUCGUGAAGCUGCAGGAGCACGGGCAUCCCUCCUUGGUGGAUGUGGGCGUGUGA